CGAUCGGCAAACAAUUCAGAGGAACUAGAACACUCUGUCCUUGUGCUCUUGCACCGAGAAUCCACCCAGAAGCAACCUGCACUCAGCACAGGCUGUCGACGUGUUUGUUGGUUGCUACACUGGAUUGUACAACCCUAACCUCGCAGUCUCGCAGGGACAGUCGGCUGCAGGAUUAGGAGUCUGACUGGCUAUCGGCUCAGGCAGUGCAAUCACACGACAGGCAGCCCUUGCACUCUGAGGCCUUUCAUCCCUGCUCUCUGUAUCCCCUGCUGCCAUCUCCUUCCAGCACAUUGUGUGGAUCCCCAGAUUUCUCAAAAGGAGAGAAGAUCCAUAUGAACACUGUGCCGGAGGCAUCAUGGAUGUUGGAACUGUGACAAGUUUAUCAAACUUAUCUGAUUCCUUCAAUCACUUCCUGUCGAGUUACAAAGACCCAAAGCUCUUGUACUGUCAAAAUGGAGGGUAUUUUAUGCGAAUUCUUCCUGACGGAACAGUGGAGGGAACACGAGACCACAGUGACAUAUACAUUCAGCUUCGGCUGCAGGCCGUGUGCAGAGGAGUGGUGACAAUUCAGGGGAUUGAAGCCGGACACUACCUGGCAAUGAGUGAAAAGGGUCAUCUUCAUGGCUCGCCAUCUCCGACAGAAGAAUGCUUCUUCCUGGAAACCCUGGAGGAGAAUGGCUAUAACACGUACAGAUCCAAAGAGUACUUGGAGAGGAACUGGUACGUCGCCAUUCGAAAGAAUGGGAAUGCCAAGCCAGGGCCGAAAACCAACGCUGGGCAGAAAGCGAUCCUUUUCCUUCCCAUGCAAGUGAAGAACAAUUAGCAGGACGCCGAACGGCCACCACAUUCAAAAAACUUCUGAAUGGACUUCUGAAAGAGGAUUAAAUGGUCAAUGUGUUGAUAGAGGCAGGUGACUAGUGAUAGUCACUAGCAGUAAAAAUGAGACCUACAGAACAUUUUCCCCUUCACUCAUUUCUGGCCAUAUUUACUCCUCCUUUACUGGCACCUUUGACUUAGCCUGGAACCAAGGAGGUUUAGUCAACAUGCUCCUUCUGACCUGACCAUCCCAGACAGAAAGCCUUGGCAGUGGUCAGUUUUCAAGGGCUCCGGACUAAAGCCAACCCUGACCUGUCUGGACAAAGUGCAGAUAGGGAUGAAACAACACCCAGAUACAGACUGGGAGCUUGAGCUCUCACUGCAUUUCACAUUCAUUACUGUAUCAUUACCGUUAUUUGGACCUCUCCCAGAUCGGAGAAGAGUUCAGAAUUGUGCAGCUUACUGACAUAUGAAGUAUUUUACUUAUUUAGAGAUGCAGCAUGCUAACAGGCCCUUCCUGCCCACAGUCCCGCACCACCCAAUUACACCCAUGUGACCAGUUAACGUACUCAGCCAUAGGUCUUUGGAAUGUGGGAGGAAACCAGAGCACCUGGAUGUAAGCUGUACAGUGACAGGGAGAAUGUGGGGACUCCUUACAGACAGCAGAACUGAAUCCAGGACGAUGUCGCUGUAAAGUGAUGUGCUAGCCACUACACUACUGUGCCGCCAAGUUCAUAAAUUCUCAGCCACGGAAGGAGGGGCAGGGUGAAGGAGGGAGGUGGUUGCCACUAGGAACCCAAGUUGAGGGGAUGUGCUGUUACUAAGUCAUUCUAUAACUGACAUUUAAGAACAAAACCUCAUGAGUUUUCCUCUGCAGUGGAGUAUCUGACCUUUGGGUAGGGUUACCAGCUCUGGCAGUAGUUAAUAUGUACUUCCUGGAAACAAUACCUGAGUUAUAUUAAGGCAUCCGUUAUUCUUGCGAGACCAUGGAUCUGCGCCUGGAAAGUCUUCACUCUCCAGGGCGCAGGCCUGGGCAAGGUUGUAUGCAAGUCUCCCCUCUCCACGACACCGAUGUUGUCCAAGGGAAGGGCAAGGGCCAAUACAGUGGCACCAGUGUCGUCGCAGAGCAAUGUGUGAUUAAGGGCCUUGCUCAAGGACACAACACGCUGCCUCAGCUGGGGCUCGAACUCACGACCUUCAGGUCGCUAGUCCAAUGCCUUAACCACUUGGCCACGUGCCCACGAUACCUGAGUUAUGGUUUGAAAUAAAACAGGCCAACUAUGAACAUGACCAUCUUCACGUUAAAUAACCACUGCAUUAUAUCCCGAUCUUCAAACAUUACAGGUGUGUAAUUUCACUUCCAGUAAGGAUUCAGAAAAAACCCGACUUCAUAUCGGAAUUUUAGAAUACUAAAUUUUGACAAUUGUUAUUUUAUUUCAACGGUCACCUACUUUAAGCUGCUGACCUGAAAGGUGAGAGAUUGAUGUCAUAAAUUCAGUUCACUAUGCUCUCUGCAUACUUUAACCAUGUAUUUAUUCAUUAUAGGCUGGAUGAGAUCAUUAAAGAAACAUUGUAAACUCAGACAUAGCGGUUUCCUUUACGUAAUUCCUAAGGCAUGUUAUAAAAAGAAAUCUGUGAUAACAUUAUCACUUUAUGCUGAUACAGUGUCAUGAGGGAUGAUGUAACUAAUAUUGUAUUUUCUCCUUAUUAGAUGUGUGGAAAUCUACUGAUACUAUUCACAAUAAACAUAAUAUUUUAA
Messenger RNA from Mobula hypostoma (lesser devil ray), 2575 nucleotides. RefSeq names its product fibroblast growth factor 1-like. Gene Ontology annotation, biological process: positive regulation of MAP kinase activity; wound healing; positive regulation of endothelial cell migration. The coding region runs from base 356 to 823 and encodes 155 amino acids. Gene Ontology annotation, molecular function: growth factor activity; fibroblast growth factor receptor binding. Lineage: Eukaryota; Metazoa; Chordata; Chondrichthyes; Myliobatiformes; Myliobatidae. The transcript is spliced from 4 exons. The record is from RefSeq and is a predicted model, not a curated record. Gene Ontology annotation, cellular component: nucleus; cytoplasm.